This is a messenger RNA of Aphidius gifuensis, 2861 nucleotides long. RefSeq lists its product as uncharacterized. The coding region runs from base 260 to 1768 and encodes 502 amino acids. NCBI's taxonomy places the organism in Eukaryota, Metazoa, Arthropoda, Insecta, Hymenoptera, Braconidae. The transcript has 7 exons. The record is from RefSeq and is a predicted model, not a curated record.
AUUUUAACCCUUGUGUGUAUAUAUUUUUGUGUGUUUAAUAAAAAAUUUUGUUUCAUGCUGCCUCAAGUUGGUUUUAAAUAUACAUUAAAACGUGAUUUAAUUUAUAAUAAAUAUAUACACAAAUGAUAAAUAAAAAUAUAUCAUUAAAAAUGAAUGGAUAAAUUAUAAUAAAAAUUAAUUGUUAAUUAAAUAUAAGUGUUAUGAUGAAUAAUUUAAAUAAUAUAAAAAUUAUAAUUAUUAAUAUUAUGCCACGACGGCGAUGAGAGCACAUUUAAGAUUGACCUGCUGUUGUUGCUACUGGUUAACUUGUCUUUUUAUAUUUUUAAUAUCAAUUUGUUAUGGUAAUCAUAUAUCAAGUGAUAAGGAUAAAACAUUAGUUGACAAUGGUGGUAAUCCACGUCGUGAUGAAUUAUCGACAAGUUACAGAGUACAACGAAUGCUCAUCAAUCUUGGUAAUGAUAAUUUUCAUAAAGAUCAAAUUGAUUUUGAUAUUUCUUAUGGAGGAGAUGAAGAAGAUGAGGAGGAUUAUUUUGAACCAAAUACAACAGAGAAAGGACGUUUUUUGGGUUCACCAUGUGAUAAAACAUGCAAUCCAGAUUUACAACAUGUUAUUUGUGACUCAGCUACGAGUUUAUGUGACUGUGAAAAAUCAUAUCCAGUACGACUUGGACCAACUAAAGGUUGUGCAAAACCAAAAAGACUUGGUGAGCAGUGUUUUUAUCGAGCCACAUGUACAUUUACUGAUCAACACGCAACGUGUAUGCAGAUUCUUCACAAUGCUGUUUGUGAUUGUGAUGAGGGCUAUCACAAAGUUGCCAUUACUAGGUCAAAUAAAAAAUCAUUUUGUGUCGAAGAUCUCGUGACAAUAUCAACUGAUUUGCCAACUCUUUUUGGUGUAGCAUCAGGCAUUGCUGUAUUAGGAGGAUUAAUUUGUUUUGUUCUUAAAUUAUCAAAUCCAACAAGACCAACUAAUCGUUAUGUUGAUGCUCAUCAUGGUCCAACAAUGUUAUUUAUGAGUGAUACAGGUAUACCAAUGACAAUUGCAGGACGUUCAUCAUCACGUACAAGUCAACGUAGUGAUCCUGGUCCAUUGAGUUGUUCAACAUUUGGUAGACGUACUAGUAGCGGUAACAGUGGACGUGGACCACUUGUUCCAGCAUCAAGAGCAGGUGCGGCAAGAGCCGCGGCCAUCUUGCUUAUUUCGUGUCAUCUAAGAGAUGCUGAUACUAAAGAUGGAAACAAACAUCGACGUACCCUUAGUGACGUUGCUGAGGGAUCGUCAAAUGGUCUUGGUUCACGACGUCCAAGUCUUGCAUCGAUGCACAGCUCUAUAUCAUCAGCAAGAAGUUACAGUGCAAAAAGAUUAGAAAAAGAAAGAAAUGAAAAAGAACAACGUUUAGCAUUACAUGAAUUGAGAAAUUUAAAACACCGGGAACAAGAAUUACAAACUGAUUUACAAGGUGUACCAAUCCCCAGUCCAAGAACACCACAUGAUGAUUUAUUGCCAUCAGUUGAUGAAGGAAAAGAAACUCAUCACAAUGAGAUUGCAACAACAUCUAAAAAUGACAUGUCAUAUGCCUCAACAUCAACAGCAAUGACUCAUUCUGAACGAACCAAAACAGAAUUACUAUCUUGUUCAACAAUAAAGGGAAUGUCGAGUGAUACCGAGACGGCCUUCAAUACUCCAAUUGCCCAUACAUCUAAUAGAAAAAAUAAUAAUGAAACCGCCGGCAAUUGUUCCAAUGUUGUAGACAUUUUUGAAUCAUAAUAUUCAUUUUUUUUUUAAAUUUUAUUAUUGAUGGGACUCGCUCAAAAAUAUCAUGAAAUUAUAAAAAUAGAAAAAUAUCAUUUAACUUAUAUACAAAAAAAAAAAUAGCAAAAGAAUUUUUAAUCAAUAUAUAAAUUUAAAUGAAAUAAAUAAAUAAAUAAUUAUGCACAAGUUUCACAAGGGCAUCAACAGGGAAUUUCAUUUCAUCAAAAUGAUUGACUAUUCAAUAAGAAGUUUGUAAUACAAAGUUUUAAUUGUAUUCUCAUGAAAAAAAAAAAAAAUAACAAUAUAUAGAAACAAUUUUAAAAUCAUGUCAAUGUGUAUUGAUUACAAUGGAUAUAUGUUUUUGUGCCUUGUGCACUAUUAAAAAAAAUAAUAAUAAAUAAAAAAAAAAAACACUUGAAGGAAUAAAAAAAUAUUAUAUUGUUUUAGAAUAUAUCAUUAUUGAUUGUACAAUCUUGUUGAUUAUUUUAUUUAUAUUGUAAUUAGAUAAAUACAAAGAAUAAAAAAAAAUUUCUUUGAUAAAAAAUAAUUUUACAUUUUUAAAGUAAUUGUACAACUUUUACCGUAAAAAAUGCGCAAAAAUAAAAUUGGAGGAAUUUAAAAUUACUAUUGUUUUAAAUUAAUAAUAAUGUUUUUUUUUUUAUAAAUUUUAAAAAUAUAAUAAAUAAAAUAAGAGUAUUGAUUAUUUAAAAAAAAAAAAAUAGUAGUUGUGAAAUAAUAAUAAUGAAUUUUCAUGAUUAAAAAAAUAUAAAUUAUCAUUGAAAAUUUUUCAUCCAAAUUAAAUUAAACUUGGUAUUUUAGAGAAAAUAUAAAAUGGAAAAUUAAUAUUUUAUAUUGAAAAUACUAGAUUAGUGUAUGAUUUGACAUCACACUUAUUAUUGUUACGAAAUCAUAGAAUUGCCCAAUUUAAAAUUUAAAAACAUGAUGAUAAAAUCAACAUGAUCAACAGCAUAGAUAAAAUUAUAAAAAAAUUAAAUCGCAAGUAGUAUAUUGUUGAAUUUUAUAUGACGAAUUUUAAUUAUAAAAAAAGCUUACGAUUUUAGUAAAAUUAAUUUGAUGGAAAAUAUAAAUUUUUAAAAAGAUGACAAAA